GGCGCCGCAGCCGCGGCCGCUGCGGAGGGCACGGCUGCUGCCCGGGGAUGUACGCCGGCAGGAAGAGGAAGAAGCCGGUGCCCAAGAGCCCCAAACCACCUCCUCCUGAGGGUGUGAAGUCCAACCCCUCCAAGCGACACCGGGACCGGCUGAACCAGGAGCUAAACAAGCUGACAGGGCUUCUGCCCUUCCCCGAGGAUGUGCGCUCCAGGCUGGAUAAACUCUCCAUCCUCCGGCUGGCCGUGGGCUACCUGAAGGUGAAGAGCUACCUGAUGGCUACAUCUCCAAAGGUCAGCAACUGCAUGGAUCAGCCCAGAGCCCCAGGAGGGGACAGAAGGACAGAGCCACAGGGUGACAGGGAGCUGUUUCCUGAGGGGGAGCUGCUGCUCCAGGCACUCAAUGGAUUUGUCAUCGCUGUGACUGGAGACGGUUACAUUUUCUACAUCUCCCCUACUGUGCAGGACUACCUGGGCUUCCACCAGUCAGAUCUCAUCUACCAGAGUGUGUAUGAGCUAAUCCAUGCGGACGACAGGGCCACCUUCCGUCACCAGCUGCACAGGACCCCACUGCACGCUGCUGACACCUUUCCCUCUGAGCAGCCGCUGCUGGCUGGAUGCAGUAUCACAGCCCGCCCCCAGCACCUCCAUGCUCAGAAGCAAUCCUUUGUGGAGAGAAACUUCACCUGCCGCUUCCGCUGCCUGCUGGAUAACUCCUCGGGAUUCCUGGCCUUGAAUUUGCAUGGGCGCCUGAAGUUCCUUCUUGGGCAGCAAAAGUCAGCAGCAGACAAGUCCCCAGUUGCUCUCUUUGCCAUCGCCACACUCCUCCAGCCUCUCUCCAUCCUGGAACUCCGGACCAAGACGCUGAUCUUUCAGACAAAGCACAAGCUGGACUUCACUCCCAUGGCCUGUGAUUCCCGGGGCAAGGUUGUCCUGGGAUACACGGAGGUGGAGCUGUGCAGGAGGGGUUCCGGGUACCAGUUUGUGCAUGCGGCUGACAUGAUGCACUGCGCAGAGCACCACGUGAGAAUGAUGAAGACGGGGGAGAGCGGGCUGACGGUGUUCCGGCUGCUGACCAAGAGGGGCAGCUGGCUGUGGGUGCAGGCCAACGCACGGCUGGUGUACAAAGGGGACAGGCCUGACUGCAUCAUCGCCCGCCAGCGAGCCCUGUCGAAUGAAGAAGGGGAGGAACAUCUCCGGAAGAGAAACGUGCAGCUGCCUUUCAGCUUUGCCACGGGGGAAGCAGUCUUGUAUGGGAAUGACCUUCCUGGGUUCUUGGACUCGUUCCAAACCAAGGCAGAGUUGCAGGUGCAAGCAAGCUCCAACUCAGAGCAGCACGUGGUAGACCCCAGCUCUCUCCUUGGGGCCAUGUUGAAGCAGGAUGCAUCCAUAUACAAUUCCAAUGCUGAUAACGUGCCUCAGUUCUCCCUGCCAGGCUUCAUCCCUGAGCCCGAUGGGCUGAGCCAGAAUGAGGACAUCAGCAGUGCCAAGGAGGACAGCAACUCCCUCCUGGUGGUCAUCGAAACCCUCUUUGAGAAGAGUGAGGUGGAUGGAAACAUCUGCCAGAGCCUCGGCGUGGACAGCACAGAGCUGCAGCAGUGGGAGGAGGCUCUGCUCAGCCUGGAGGCAGAGGAGGAGCUGCCAGCUCAGGGGCUCCAGAGGCCGGGCACCAAGGUGACAUCCUGUGUGGAGCAGAUGCUCCUCAGGGAGGCUGCUGGGAAGAACCUGGACUUCCCACCCUGCCAUGAGGAAAACAGUGCUGUGACUCACUUCCAGCGCUGCUGGGCAGCUGGUUCGGUGUUGCCAGCCCCAGCACAGCCCCGGGCAGCGGGCACACGGGGAGGCCAUGGGGCUGUGGGCUCUGUAGCUUCCGUUACCUCUGAGGGCAGCUCUGCCCAGCCAGAGCAGCAGGGCCCAUUUAAUCCAGCCAGGCCGGUGGCAGGGACGGUGCUGGGCAUCCCUGUCUCUGGCAGCAAAUCCUCUGCAGCACUUCAGCUGGCAAGCCAAGCAUUUCAGGCAGAAGCUACCCCCUCUGCUGCUGUGGGUGGCACUGUUCCUACUGCUCAGAGCCAGCCUGGGUGCCAGCUGGUGGGCUCAAGCUGCCCACCCCCAUUGCACUCAAACAAGUUGGUGACUCUGUGGCACAAUGUCCCCCUCCAGACAAACCCAGCCAGUUGCCCAUGGGAGGCUUGGCUGGCCAGAGCUCCGAAACAGCUGGAAGCUGCAGGAGCACAUGUGGAAUCCCAAACUCUGCCAGCUGGCAGCCCUGAGAGCCCCCCGGGGGCUGGGCUGUGGUUGCCACCCCUGUCCCAGUCUGUUCCUUGCUCUGCCCAGGGCUCAAAAGAGUCCCUGUUCCGCAGGGAUGGGAAGCUCUGUGAUGUGGAGGCUGCUCUCCCUGCACCCUUAGGAGUCAGGCAGUUGCCAGGGCAUGGCAGCUUCCCCAAACAGCCCCUGGCAGCCCAUGUAGAGCACAGCUUUUCCUGGAAAGGGGAGCAGGCAGUGCUCCAAGAGGACAAGUGGUUCUCGCAGCUGUGGCUCCCACAGGCUGGGGCAGCUUCUCAAAGGAGCCACGGGGAAGGGCCAGUGCACCCCAGCAGGCUCCUGCUGGACCCCAGCACAGAUCCCAGUGCCCACCAGAUGGACUGCGUUGUGCUGCCUGAAUGCCAGUAUGGAAACAGCCUUUUUAGGCAUGAGAGCAGCUUCCUGAGGGAUGCUGCUAAAGUGUCCUUUCCCCAGCAGCUGGGUGCUUUGCCUCGUCCCACUGAGAACCACCCUGGAGCACCCUGCUCCUCACCGGGCUCAGUUUCGAGGUGCUCAGCAGCUUUCCCUGCGAAGGUUGCAGGAGCACCCCUGUGUGCUGGGCAGGGCCCUGGCUGCCCCUCAGUUCCCUUCUCAGCUGGGCAGCCCCCCAUGCCUGUGAGAUCCAGCUCAAGGUGAAGUGUGAGAGCUGCAGGACCUGAAGGGCACCUGGCUCCUACGGAGGGUCUGCCAGGGGUGCAGCCACACCAUCUUUUGUGGGCAGCCUGGUUUGGAGCUCACUGUGAACCAGGAGCCCUGUCUUGGAAAGCCACCAACAGCUGUGAGCUCUUCUCAUACCUGCCAGUGGUGCUCCCUGGUUUCCCAGGAUUUUGUCUUCCAAUGCUGUCAAGCAGUCUAGGAUGAAACGGUUUGGACUUUUUGUUCCAUGUGAAGUCUUUCAGGGAGAUGCAGCUGUGCCACUGGGGAGACUUACAGGUUCUUGGGGUCCAGGGAAGGACAUUGCUUGCUGGCAUAUCCACGUACUUGGGGUAGCCUCUUCCAGAUGGAACUGGUCCCUCACAGGCAGGUAGCACCGAAAGCUGUUUCUCAACAGAACAGUGUGGUUUCCUCAUCUCCUGUGUUGGACCACCCUUGUCAUGUUGCUGUUUGGCCCCCUGCAUCAUCUCUGCCUGCCUGAGCCUCCUUUCCUCCCUUUCCUCAUGUAUUCUCUAUCUCCUCCAGAGACCGCCCAAAUCCUUUCAGAAAGGUGUUACCAACCACUUCAAAGAGCUCAGCAGCAUUGAAGGGUCUUGGUGGGAGUGGAGGCACCUCGGGGGUUUGGUCUCUCCAGCAGCUUUCCAGGGGAAUUUGGGAGAGAUGGGUACCAGGCCUUUGUGAACUUUCUGGGAUGCAGGGUGGGGAAGGUCCAGCCAAGCUCCCCUUGGGUUUGUCACUGGCCUUCCUCUCCUCUGCUCCACAGUGCCAUGGGACAGAGGAACAGUGAGGGUUCCCCCGUGGUUCUGCCAAAGCAGUGAGAAGGAAAGGCAGGGAGGGAUGCAAUAACCACUCCUCUCCAUGUCAGACCCACUUGGUGCCCCUCAAACCUGCAGCCCAGCACAACCACUUGGUUGAAUUCUCUUCCUUUUCUACAUAUGUAACCUCAGAUGUGAAUGAAUUGUUUUUUUCCCCACCACCGAGCAAAGUCUUGCAGAUCCAUCAGGGAAACCCACAAAAAAAGCAAUGACUGGGGAGGGAGAGAAUGAUUUGAGACCACAGUGGAUUGCAGCAUUGGGCCAGAGAGAUCAGAGUGCUUAGGGACAUUCACACCUUCCCCUCAUGCACCCAUCACCCCGAGUAUCACAUCUGCCUGUACACCAGUGUUAAGCAUUUAGCAAGCAAAUUAAAUCAGCAAUUUAAUUAGCACAGGACCAGCAGCAAGCCCCCAUGUCCUGGUGUGGAGUGGCCUCAUCUCCAUGGGUCUCUUCCUUCACGCCCAGCUUUGCCUCAGCUGAUGGAGCCUGGGAAAGGGCAAGCUCCUGUCUGCAGCCUGGCAGCACAGCAAUGCUGAAAUGUGCUGGACCACUGAGGUGGCUUCGAGGAGCACCUAGGAUGGGGCAAGGAGUUGACUGGCUGUGAUCUGGAUCCAAAAAGCAGCAAAAUGGACUCUGCUCACCAGCCCCUGUUGUUCUGGCACCUGUGGGAAAGUGCUGGGGCAUGCCAGGGCCUCCCACUCCUGCAAGAGAUGGGCCUUGGGGUGGGGGCACUGCUGCUUGGGGCCCUGCCAGACCCCCCCUGUGCUCUGUCACUGGUGUCUGAUCUCUCUGUACCUCGUGGCUGUGCAGAUAAAGUCUGUUCUGGUGGCAGCGUCUCAUUUUCCGCUCCGUGAUUUCUUUGUGCUGCUGGUGGCAGCCAGAAGGUGCUGAGGAGAAAAGAGCUGUCCCGGAGCCUCACCCCUGUGUUUGGCUAUGUAUUAAAAAAAGGUGAUUUGCUUUG
Parus major (Great Tit) is the source of this 4727-nucleotide messenger RNA. Its product is annotated as aryl hydrocarbon receptor-like. Gene Ontology annotation, biological process: regulation of transcription by RNA polymerase II. Gene Ontology annotation, cellular component: nucleus; aryl hydrocarbon receptor complex. The transcript is spliced from 10 exons. The coding region runs from base 48 to 2933 and encodes 961 amino acids. Gene Ontology annotation, molecular function: protein dimerization activity; nuclear receptor activity; transcription cis-regulatory region binding. NCBI's taxonomy places the organism in Eukaryota, Metazoa, Chordata, Aves, Passeriformes, Paridae. The record is from RefSeq and is a predicted model, not a curated record.